This is a messenger RNA of Mizuhopecten yessoensis (Yesso scallop), 996 nucleotides long. RefSeq names its product differentially expressed in FDCP 6 homolog. The transcript is spliced from 4 exons. NCBI's taxonomy places the organism in Eukaryota, Metazoa, Mollusca, Bivalvia, Pectinida, Pectinidae. The record is from RefSeq and is a predicted model, not a curated record. Bases 1 to 996 code for a protein of 331 amino acids.
AUGUCAAGUAAAGAGCAGAAUAAAGUUAAUAUCACAGAAUCAACAAUGAAAAGGAAUUGGACGACGCUGCUGAAGAUAGACAUCAAUGAUAUUCUUGGCAAGAUGAUUGAACAAGAUCUCAUAUCUAUUGAAAAAAGCAGAGAAUUGAGAGAAAUAGGAACAAAAACUCGCCAAACAGAAGCUCUCCUUUAUCAAGUGAUUGAAAAACCACAACCUUACCUGGAUGCUUUUAUCAAGAUACUGGACGUAAAAGGAUACGACUUUAUAGCCCAAAAACUUCGAAAAGAUGCAGUCAAAGAAGCGUCCGAGGUAACAUAUCGGGACCAUUCUGACACUCUUCAACAAGAAAAAGAAACAUUUUCUGAAAGUGCAAUGCAACAAUCAGAAAUGGAGGAAAAACUGGUUCAGAGAGCCAUGAAGCGUAUUGAAAAGAAUCAGUCACAGUUCACAGAAGAACAGAUGCAGACAUUAAUGAUGCAAAUGGAAAAGCACCAGUUAAAGAUGGCAGAAGAACAGGAGCAGGUAUUAAAGGAGCAACUUGAAAAGCAAACGUUAGAGAUGACAAAACAUUAUACGCAGAUAUCAAAGAAGCAAGAGGACAUGAAAAAACAAAUUUCUAAAAUUAAGCAAAAAGAUGAUAAUCACAAAGAAUGCGAGACCAAAAUAAAACAGCUGGAAUCCAAAAUUAGAACAUUGGAGAACACAUUACAACAGGAACGUGCAAAAGUGAAUGAUGACGUCACAAAUGCUUGGGAAAAAAUUGAUCUGUUGGAAGAAGAGAGAGAUAAAUUGCAGGAUGAUUUAGCACAGGCAAGAAAGGAUUAUGUUGCAAUGUUUAACGAAAUGAAAAAAGACAUUCUUCCCCUCAAAACCUCAAAUAACAGGGUCGAAAAAUGUGAUAACUUCCGCAGAAACCUGAAUCAGGAACACUCAGACAGAUGUCAAGCUGACAGAAGGGCAAAAAAGGGAGAGGGUGUGUCAAAGAAGAAGAAUUGA